Prunus avium (sweet cherry) is the source of this 496-nucleotide messenger RNA. Lineage: Eukaryota; Viridiplantae; Streptophyta; Magnoliopsida; Rosales; Rosaceae. The record is from RefSeq and is a predicted model, not a curated record.
UGAUUUAUGAUAGCAACUGCUAUCAACAGCCACUUGCAGAUUGACAAUUCACCUAUUAUUAUGUCUUCUAUGUGCAAGUAUGACUGCAAAUUAUUGAGAGAGAUCAAAUGAACAAAUAAUUUGCCAUGCAAAAUCACUCGAUGAUUGACUUAUUAGUUGCAGCUUGUGUGGGAGAGCAGACCAGAGUGCAUUUAUGUCUGCUCUUGAGAUGUUGCUGAAGGAUUUUGCCAGCAGAUAUGCCACAGGAGAUGAAGUGUAUAUGGCAGAUGUGUUCUUAGCUCCACAGAUUGUUGUAUCUACUUCAAGGUUUAACAUUAACAUGUCCAAAUUCCCCACUUUAAGUAGGCUGUAUGAAUCCUACAAGAUUUUACUGGAGUUGGAAGCUUCGUCACCAGAAAGGCAACCUGAUGCUGUGCAUUAAGUCUGGAAUUUUUCUGCCAUAUUCCUCAAAGCAGUUUUGUAUUUGGCACCAUCUCUCUACUGGAAUAAGAGUGAU